Molecule: messenger RNA, 755 nt
Organism: Rosa rugosa (rugosa rose)
Lineage: Eukaryota; Viridiplantae; Streptophyta; Magnoliopsida; Rosales; Rosaceae
Product: RING-box protein 1a
Exons: 6
Coding region: 190-543 (117 amino acids)
Biological process (GO): ubiquitin-dependent protein catabolic process; protein ubiquitination
Cellular component (GO): cullin-RING ubiquitin ligase complex; nucleus
Molecular function (GO): cullin family protein binding; ubiquitin protein ligase activity; zinc ion binding
Source: RefSeq, a predicted model, not a curated record
UACCUCCCACACUUGAUUAAAACCUCCUUCCACUUAUAUAGUGGCACCCUAAAAAAAGGCUCUAUUCUGAGUCGGAGGGUCUCCGAGUUGCCGUCUUUCUGUUUCGCGCGUUUUAGGUCACGCUUUCGUCAUCAAGUCUCCUCUUCGUCUCCAAAUUCAGCUUUGCAGAUUGAAUUACCUUUUUAAUUAAUGGCGACAUUGGAUUCCGACGUGCCCAUGGUUCCGGCAGGCGAGGGCUCGAGCAGUGCUGGCCCUUCUUCGGUCAAGAAAUCCAAGCGAUUCGAGAUCAAGAAGUGGAAUGCUGUGGCUCUCUGGGCUUGGGAUAUUGUUGUGGAUAACUGUGCUAUAUGCAGAAACCAUAUCAUGGAUCUUUGCAUUGAGUGCCAAGCAAACCAGGCAAGUGCAACAAGCGAGGAGUGUACAGUUGCUUGGGGGGUUUGUAACCAUGCAUUUCACUUUCACUGCAUAAGCAGAUGGCUCAAGACCCGCCAAGUGUGUCCAUUAGAUAACAGCGAGUGGGAGUUUCAGAAGUAUGGUCAUUAGAAGCUUCAAUUGUUGGAUCAGCUGUACACUUGAUGCUAUGCUGAUGUCGAGGCAGCCUUACCCUUCUCUGCCAUUUAUCUACUUAUCUAGUUUCCUUGUUAAAUCAACUGGAACCCUUAUAGUUCUGUAAAGCAUUAGGCUGCUUAGGUGUCUGAUGUGAAUUUCCUACUGCCUAUCCAUUUGCUAUUAACCAUUCUCCAAGUUUGUGGCUC